UCGCGGCUGGCUCUUCCCCGCAUGGAUCUGGUCGGAGUGUCAUCGCCGGAACCCGGGCCGGCAGCGGCCUGGGGACCCAACAAGUGUCCAUGGGCUACUCCUCAAAAGACAAUAUCCUGUUCUUUGGCUGAUGUCAUGAGUGAGCAGUUGGCUAAAGAGUUGCAAUUAGAAGAAGAAGCUGCUGCUUUUCCUAAAGUUGCUGUUGCUGAAGGACCAUUUCUUACUGGAGAAAACACUGAUACUUCCAGCGACCUAAUGCUGGCUCAGAUGCUACAGAUGGAGUUUGACAGAGAAUAUGAUGCACAGCUUAGGCGUGAAGAAAAAAAAUUCAAUGGCGAUAGCAAAGUUUCCAUUUCCUUUGAGAAUUAUCGAAAAGUGCAUCCCUAUGAAGACAGUGAUAGCUCUGAAGAUGAGGUUGACUGGCAGGACACUCGUGAUGAUCCAUAUAGACCAGCAAAACCAGUUCCUACUCCCAAAAAGGGGUUUAUUGGAAAAGGAAAAGACAUCACCACCAAACAUGAUGAAGUAGUCUGUGGGAGAAAGAAUACAGCCAGAAUGGAGCAUUUUGCACCUGGGUUUCAGGUAGGAGAUGGAAUUGGAAUGGAUUUAAAACUAUCAAACCAUGUUUUCAAUGCUUUAAAACAACAUGCCUACUCAGAAGAACGUCGAAGUGCCCGCCUCCACGAGAAAAAAGAACACUCUACUGCAGAAAAAGCAGUUGAUCCUAAGACACGCUUACUUAUGUAUAAAAUGGUCAAUUCGGGAAUGUUGGAGACCAUCACUGGCUGCAUCAGCACAGGGAAGGAAUCUGUUGUCUUUCAUGCCUAUGGAGGGAGCAUGGAAGAUGAAAAGGAAUGUAGUAAAUUUAUACCUACAGAAUGUGCCAUCAAGGUAUUUAAAACAACCCUUAAUGAGUUUAAGAACCGUGACAAAUACAUUAAAGAUGAUUUCAGGUUUAAAGAUCGCUUCAGUAAACUAAAUCCACGUAAGAUCAUCCGAAUGUGGGCAGAAAAGGAAAUGCACAACCUCACCAGAAUGCAGAAAGCUGGAAUUCCUUGCCCAGCAGUUGUGCUGCUCAAGAAACACAUUUUAGUGAUGUCUUUUAUUGGCCACGAUCAAGUUCCAGCUCCUAAACUGAAAGAAGUCAAGCUCAGUAGCGAAGAAAUGAAAGAAGCCUACCACCAAACUCUUCACUUGAUGCAGCAGUUAUAUAAUGAAUGCACGCUCGUGCAUGCCGACCUCAGUGAAUAUAACAUGCUGUGGCAUGCUGGAAAGGUGAGGAGCAUGUUCUGUUAAUGUUCAGAUUAAAUU
Messenger RNA from Myotis davidii, 1311 nucleotides. It is a transcript of the gene RIOK3, whose product is annotated as RIO kinase 3. Gene Ontology annotation, cellular component: preribosome, small subunit precursor; cytosol. The coding region runs from base 22 to 1296 and encodes 424 amino acids. The transcript has 10 exons. The record is from RefSeq and is a predicted model, not a curated record. Gene Ontology annotation, molecular function: ATP binding; protein serine/threonine kinase activity. NCBI's taxonomy places the organism in Eukaryota, Metazoa, Chordata, Mammalia, Chiroptera, Vespertilionidae. Gene Ontology annotation, biological process: protein phosphorylation; maturation of SSU-rRNA.